ACUUAUACACUCUCACACACUCCUCAGCAACACUGCAUUCAACACAGACCCAUUGAACUGUGCACCAGGCACUGUGCUUACCAGCCCACAGUACCGGCAUCGAACAAGUACCUGCAGAAGAAAUGGGACCAGAGCAGGUACGAGGAGCACAGGCGCAAGGUUGUAAAAGCUAGACCAGUGGUGGACACCAAGGGAUUCCAAACCCCUGCUCACCUCCACCUGAAACUUAAGAAAUUACAGCUGGAAGAGGAGCGCCUGGCCACCAUCGAGAGAGACAACCACAUCUUGUCAUCAAAACUGUCUGACAUCAUGAGGUCUAAGGGACUGGUGGACCAUAGGAACAGCUACCCAGAGAGGAGCCUCAAUGCAGAGAAGCGGAGGCAGCAGCUGCAGGAGGUGAACCGGGUUAACCAGGGCAUCCUGGAGCGCAUCACGAUCCAAGAGUCCGAGUACCGGCGCCAGAGGUGGUCGCCAGGUACCCGCACAGAGUCACCAACCAGCAGAGGUAUAAGAAAGUGCUUUUUCAACAAGUCACAGACCUCAACGAGAAACAGAUCUCAAGCAGCUUGUCUGAACAGUGACCAGGCUAACAAAGUGGACAGUGAACACUGA
Messenger RNA from Acipenser ruthenus (sterlet), 612 nucleotides. RefSeq names its product sperm axonemal maintenance protein CFAP97D1-like. The record is from RefSeq and is a predicted model, not a curated record. The transcript has 5 exons. The annotation marks the transcript as partial. NCBI's taxonomy places the organism in Eukaryota, Metazoa, Chordata, Actinopteri, Acipenseriformes, Acipenseridae.